AUGGACCCCGAGGAGACAACACAGGCAGCGACGCACAAGCGGAGCAAAUCUGCCGUCACUCGUGCCCUGUCACGAAUACAUAGUCGCGGAGACGUUCCCAAAUCCACGACCAGCACCCAGACUGGCGAAAUGCCCGCCGACGAUACCUAUCUCACUCCCUCCCGCAUUUCCAUGCAGUCAAUACAUCCACGAACGUCGACGAGUAUAUCUCCCAGCUCACCCACAAAGGAAGACAUGAGCGAUGUUCCCAAAGUGACUCCUCCGCCCGGGGCCACUUUAGAACAGUCGGUACGGCUAUUCAAGGUUUUUGAGGCAUUGAGAAGCGGAGAUACAAGUGCCAUCUCCAAGGCUACACGAGCAGACCCCGAGACGAAGCUACAAGGGACCACGAUCCUACACCUGGCCAUUCAAUGCGCCGACGUGGCGGUGAUUGAGUAUGUCUUGUCUCAGAGCGAGACCAAUGUCAAUGUCAAAGAUCGAGACGGCAACACUCCCCUCGCUGUAGCUGCAUCUCUUGGAAGACUGCCGGUGGUGAAGCUGCUGCUAGAGCAAAAGGACAUUAACGACUCACUCCCCAACUAUCAAGGCAAGACUGCCCUAGACUUGGCCCGUAACCCGGACAUUUUCCAACUUUUGCAGCUGGCACGCUCCGUGUUCAUCGACAAUAAUGUACGGCACAUCCACCAGCUGGUUGCGUCUGGCGACUACAAUACCCUCGAGCAGCUUUUGAGCGAUACACGCGUGCAGUCAAUGGUGGACAUCAACGGCCCUGAGUUAGCCACAGACCCCGCAACGACUUCAGAUGGUGGUAGUCUGCUGCACGAAGCUGCUCGUAAGAAGGAUACGAAGCUCGCUCAACUCUUGCUCCUUAACGGUGCGGAUCCCUUCCGUAGAGACCGCAGAGGGAAGCUGGCUCAGGACGUCACCAAGGACGAUCACACUCGUGCUAUUCUCAAGAAGUCACCGGCAGCAGCCGCAGCUCAACGCAGCAUUCAGGAAAAGACGAUUCUCGGUGAAGGUUCUCAGGCGCCCGCAAGUAGCGACGCUGGCGGACCCGGUAGCAAGGACAGUAGAGAGAUGAAAGGCUACCUCAAGAAGUGGACCAACUAUAGAGGAGGCUACAAACUUCGAUGGUUCGUUCUGGAGGACGGGGUGCUCUCGUAUUACAAGAAUCAAGAUGAUGCGGGCAGUGCUUGUCGUGGGGCCAUCAACAUGAAAAUCGCAAAGCUACAGAUGGAUCCGAAAGAUAAGCAGCACUUUGAGAUCAUGGGCAGCAAGAGCUCGGUCAAGUACGAUCUCAAAGCCAAUCACGAAGUCGAAUGUAAACGCUGGUUUUGGGCACUGAACAAUGCCAUCCAAUGGGCAAAAGACGAGGCAAAAGAGGAACAGAAGCGGGAGAACCAAGAGGCAAGCGCAAGACAUGAGCACCUCGAGCGAUYGAAGACCAGAGAUCUGGACACAAGCUCGCAGCUCGGCCCGCCUACAGCUACAUCUCAAUUCGGAGGCAGCACACUUGGCGACCACCUGAGCGCGUACGAUCCGAGCGAUAACGCCGAUGCCGCGUCUGCACAAGAUAUGCGUUUUCUCGGUCGAUCUGCCGCUGGGACAGCUGACGGCUACGACGACGACGAGGAUAUCGACGACGAUGCGAGCAGCCACGAACCACGCCCUACCAACAAAAAGGAUGCUUUCAGCAUCACUGCGCUGUCCGCCAAAUUUCAAUUGGAUCUUCUCGAGCAGGUUUCCGGGGCGUUGAGCACACAAAGCCGGACGAACCCAGACACGAGACUCGGCGAAGCUAAUGUAAUUCAAGCGCUUGCAAGCUACGAAGUCGCUGUGGGUAAUCUCAAGGGCCUGCUGAAUGACAUGGGCCGUAUCACCAAGGAUCACGAGGCGUACUGGCAGUAUCGCUUAGAGCGAGAGCAGAAUUUGCGAAGAAUGUGGGAAGACUCAAUGGCGAAGGUCGCAAAAGAGCAAGAGGCACUUGAGACCCGAAUUGGGGAGAGUGAGGAUAAAAGGAAGAGGACGAAGAAGAGAUUGCGGGAGGCGUUGGAGGGUGGAUCUCAGCAAGGAACUCCAGUGGGUGAAGCGGUAAACAAGCCAUUGUUGGAAGUCCCAGCCGCCGGUAUCAAGAGAAGACCGACGUUAGCUGCUUUGAGUGACGACGAGAGCGACGAGGAGGAAGAAGAGUUCUUUGACGCAGUUGAUGCCGGAGAGGUGGAGGUUGUGCAGAGUUUGCCGGUGCUGGCCAAGGAGCCCUCGCAACAGGCGGCCGCGGUGAAGCAGCCAGAUACUGAUCUCGCAAGUGCAAGCGCCGAUCCUGCAUCCACGAAAGAUCGUCAAAACCGGCAGACCGAUAUCGAGAAGAGUUACAAAGGCUAUGAAGAUGGGCUCAGGAAGAGACUGAAGCUGGACGCAGAUAACCGUCCAAAGGUUGGGCUUUGGGGCAUCCUCAAGUCUAUGAUUGGCAAAGACAUGACCAAGAUGACUCUUCCUGUCYCCUUCAACGAGCCAACCUCUCUCCUCUACCGCGUUGUUGAAGAUAUGGAAUACACCGACCUCCUCGACACUGCGGCUACACGAUCUGAUUCAACCGAGCGUCUGGUUUACGUUGCUGGGUUCGCGGCGUCUGAGUACGCUGGUACCAUCGGUCGCGUUGCAAAGCCUUUCAAUCCGCUUCUUGGCGAGACUUAUGAAUAUGUCCGGCCUGAUCAGGGAUACAGGUUCUUCAUCGAACAGGUCAGCCAUCACCCUCCCGUUGGCGCGGCAUUCGCAGAGAGCAAGAACUGGACAUACUACGGCGAGAGUUCCGUGCGAUCAAAAUUCUACGGAAAGUCAUUCGAGUUCAAUCCGUUGGGUACUUGGUUUUGUCACAUUCGGCCCGAGGAUGGAAGUCCGGAGGAAGUGUACACAUGGAAAAAGGUCACGAGCAGUGUUGUGGGUAUCAUCACCGGCAACCCUGUGGUCGAUAAUUACGGCCCAAUGGAAGUCAAGAACUGGACUACUGGCGAGGUGUGCUACUUGGAUUUUAAGCCAAAGGGUUGGAAGGCAUCUUCCGCAUUCCAAGUUAGCGGCAAGGUCGUCGAUGCCAAGGGCGUGACGCGAUGGAGUAUGGGUGGGAGAUGGAACGAUCGCAUUUACGCAAGGCUCACUCCUGGCUAUGAAGUCGCGGAUGUCACUGCAAAGGGAGGUGACGAGAAGGCUUUCCUGGUAUGGGAAGCGCACUAUCGACCUCCCAUGGGCGAGAUUCCAUUCAACAUCACACCUUUUGUGGUUACAUUGAAUGAUCUUGCAGAUAAGUUGAAGCCGAUCCUUCCACCUACGGAUUCGAGACGCCGUCCAGACCAGAGAGCCAUGGAGGAGGGCGAGUACGACUUCGCUGCUGAGGAGAAGAACCGUGUCGAAGAAGCUCAGAGAGCGAGAAGGAAAGCCAGGGAGGCGAACGGGGAGGAGUUCGAGCCGAGAUGGUUCCGAAAGGGGAAGCAUGAGGUGACUGGGGAGGAAUUCUGGCAGUUUGGUGGAGACUACUGGGACAUCAGAGACGGUGUUGCCAAAGGAGAGAGGAAGUGGGAGGAUGAGGGGCUGGAGGAGAUUUUCUGA
Ramularia collo-cygni is the source of this 3600-nucleotide messenger RNA. Its product is annotated as related to oxysterol-binding protein. The transcript has 4 exons. Gene Ontology annotation, molecular function: sterol binding; protein binding. Gene Ontology annotation, cellular component: cytosol; nuclear envelope; intracellular membrane-bounded organelle. Bases 1 to 3600 code for a protein of 1199 amino acids. The record is from RefSeq and is a predicted model, not a curated record. NCBI's taxonomy places the organism in Eukaryota, Fungi, Ascomycota, Dothideomycetes, Mycosphaerellales, Mycosphaerellaceae. Gene Ontology annotation, biological process: exocytosis; maintenance of cell polarity; endocytosis.